Molecule: messenger RNA, 1170 nt
Organism: Daktulosphaira vitifoliae (grape phylloxera)
Lineage: Eukaryota; Metazoa; Arthropoda; Insecta; Hemiptera; Phylloxeridae
Product: N66 matrix protein-like
Exons: 5
Coding region: 257-979 (240 amino acids)
Source: RefSeq, a predicted model, not a curated record
UUUAUGUUUAUCGUCCUAGGUAAUACCGAAUACUUGUCAAGUAAUCGUUUUCUUGAGUGUUGGAAUAAUUGAAACGUAUAACAAGAGAUUUGCAGUGUCAUUCGUGUACACGAAGUAGAUGGCUAAAACUCUCCAAUUCCUUUGUGGAUUUAUGUAUAAAAGGCAUUUAUAAUAAAGUGUUCGGCCAAGCAAUAUACAAGCGAACGCACCUCACCGAAGAUUAUUAUUAUUGCACUUAAUAACUUGUAACGCUACUAUGAAUUUUUUGAGCACUGUUUUGAUAAUUGUGCUUGUCGCACAAGUAUUUGGAAAUCCACAAGGAACACAUUACACCGAUAGAGGAAAUCAAGGUAACUAUAAUAACGGUAACAGCGGUUCAUUUCAACAACGUCCUCAACAACAACAGAGACCAGAGCAUAACAGUGGAUCUGGAAGUUAUUCUAAUGUAGGAUCUUCAAAUAAUUCAGGAUCUCUCGGAUCUUCAGAAGUCACAGGAAUUGGAUAUAACCAAACCGGUAAUGGUACAGAUCUAGACAGCAGAUUUGGACUUUUCGGUGGAAAUCAUGGUAGCAGCGGAUUUACCGGCUUAUUACAAAAUUUAUUAAACCGGCCAUCAAGUUCAGGCCAUCACGGUUCUAGUAACUUUUUUCGGCCUAUCAGUAAUAAUUGGAAUGGUGAAUCAAGCGGACAAGGUGGCUAUGGAUCAAAUAAUAAUGGAUAUUUUGGAAAUAAUGGUUAUGGCAAUAAUAGAAACGAAUAUGAAAACUCAGAAUAUAAUCAAGGUGGUUACAGAAAUCCAUCCAGUCCAGUUAGAGAAAUAGCAAGUAAUAUGUUUAGCAACAGAGGUACUCAAACCGAAUCACAACAAAAUGGUGGACUUUUUGGAUCAAUAUCAUCAAGUAGUAAUCCAUUGAUGAAUGUUUUAAGUGGAGUUGCUAAUUUUGCUAGUGGAGCAUUUUCUAAUAGCGAUGAAGAUUAGUAAAUAUUUUCGAUUUAAAAUCAAAAUACUGUAGAAAAAAAUUGUUUUUUGAUAGACCAAUUUCUAUUUAUAAAUUAACUUUUAAUGUUUUAAAACAAACUAACAAAUAAAUAUUCAGACAUUGAAUUAAAUUUUGUAAGACUAUUUUAUAUGUGACUAUUAAUUUUAUUAAAUAGACUUAAUUGUAUUGA